Camellia sinensis is the source of this 1918-nucleotide messenger RNA. RefSeq names its product DDRGK domain protein. The record is from RefSeq and is a predicted model, not a curated record. Gene Ontology annotation, molecular function: ubiquitin-like protein ligase binding. NCBI's taxonomy places the organism in Eukaryota, Viridiplantae, Streptophyta, Magnoliopsida, Ericales, Theaceae.
CUGAAUUUGUAAAGGAGAAGGUCCAAUCUCCCCUGUACGCGAAAGUUCUUUCCCCCUAACUUAAAAAAAGCUCUUAAUCGAAACUUGGGGGGUUGAUUCUCAUCGCUCUCUAUCUACUCUCAGAUCAAAUACUCCAAUCUGCGGUCUCCAAUUACAUUUCCUUAAACCCUAGAAUUUCACUUUUCAAACCCUAACCCUAAUUUUGACGAAACCCUCUCACAAUUGAUCUGUGUUGAAAAAAACUAGUCGAAGAAGACAAGAAUCUGAAAAAAGAAUGGAGGAUUUUUUGGUGGCGAUUCUUUCUAUGCUUCUCGUUCUGGCUUUGAUUCCGCUCUAUCUGUGGAAGCGUCGUCAGGUUUCUCCAUCUCCCUAUGACAGAGAAGAAGAAGAUGUUCAGGAGGUUCGGCAGAGGGAAACUGUAGUGCGAGCAACUGGUGCUCGUCGGAUGCGGCGGAGACCAGCUUCUGCUGCCAGCUCCUCUUCAGCCCCACUAGAAGAAAUUGUUGAUGAAAGUGAUGACGAAGUUGCUGAAGGAGAGGAAUAUAAUGCUAAAGGAUCAAAGAAAAAGGGAAAGAAACGGCAAGAGCGGGAGGCACAACGACAGGCUGAAGAGGCUGCGCGUGAGUCAAGGGGAACAAAACAAGAUCGUUAUUCAGAAAUGCGAAGGAGGAAAGAUGAGGAGCGUGAAGCAAUAGAACGUCAGCUGGAAGAAGAAGCCAUGGCACGAAAGGCCAAGGAGGAAGAAGCUGCUGCUUUGGAGUUCGAAAAGUGGAAAGGAGAAUUUUCUAUUGAUGCUGAAGGUACAACAGAAAAUGAAGUGCAAGAUGGAAGCCAGGGCUUGCUUUUUGAUUUUGUAGAAUACAUUAAGAAGCAUAAAUGCAUCCCUUUGGAAGAUCUCGCUGCAGAAUUCAAGUUACGAACUCAGGAUUGUAUCAAUCGAAUCACCUCGCUGGAAACUAUGGGCUCGAGGGCGCAACCCUACCCACCAUGCCACUCUUCAACUGAUUUAAAAUUGGAUUCUAAGUCCAAGCAUGGAUAACUUAUCUACUUUAAUUCUUCAUUGCUGUCAUAUGUUAUUUAUCAUCUGUUAAGGAUAAUCGUAGGCUUUUCUGGAUGCCCCUUUGUAUAUAACUAUUCUUUUCUGCUACCGCUGUUGCUGCCCCCAUUUUCAUGUUUUCACUUAUCCUGAUAGUUUGUUGAUGAUUGCCAAAAAAUUUAUUCUGUAAUUAUUCUAUAGAAUCUUGUGUGAAGAACGUGGUGGUAUCAUCCUGCAUACUUCUAGUAUCACUACUAACAUUGUGUUUGGUUGAGGGAUUUGGGAAAAAAUUUGAAAAGAGAAAUAGAAAAGGUAGGUGCAAUGUGAAUAAAAUAUAUUUACAUUUUACCUAGUUUCACAUAUAUUUUUCCUUUUCUUUUCGAAAUCUCUUCUCAAAUAUCCCAACCAAACACAGCGUAAGUGAUAUAUUAAGGAUAGAUCCUCCUUGACUACCUCCUUGUUGUUAGCCAAGUCUCGGCUUGCUUUGCUGCCAAAAUGACAUGUAUGCUGCCUUUAGUUGGAGAAUUUGGGAAGGAAUUUGGAAACGGAAAAGAAAAAUCAGGUGAAAUGUAAAUAAAAUAUGCCUAUAUUUUAUCUAUUUUCACACACCUUUUUUCUUUCCCUUUUCCUUUCCAAUCUCUUCCUAAAUUCCUCAACCAAACACAGCGGCAGUGUAUUUUGUUCUAUUGUGCUUUAAUUUGAAUUAUUUAUUCCAAGGUUGUAUGUAAUGUUUAUUUUGUAUUUUAGUGCCAUUGUUGAAAAUGAAGUAAAAUCAUCCUCCCACUUUAUUUAUUACUUGCAAUACUAAAGGACUACCUGUGAAUCAUAUUUAUAAAGAAACUGCAAUACCCUCAUGGAUAAAUGCAAUUUUGGAUAUGUUGU